UUGACUUGAAAUAUUUCACCAGUCAAAAAUUGAAAAUCUCGCUCCAUUUUCGAUAUUCGGACGUUAGUUGACGACUUUGUGACUUUGUCUUGAUUUUUUCUGAGGAGUUUCCAAUUGAUGAAUAGUGUAUUUUCAUCCCCAAAACAUGCAGCAAGAGUGGAGGAACGACGACUACACACGGGAUCGUCUGGACGACCCAGCAGCGAAACGGCCCCGUUACGAGACGACCAGCGCCCAGUACGGGAACGGGCAUGCGUAUCCGUCGCAGCAGCCCGUGCAGCAGGCAGGGGGCCGGGGAGACGCCUCGUUUGAGGACCGCGCGAACCCGCAGCCGUCCCCCGUCGUUCACAUUCGCAGCGUCCCUGAGACGGCCACGGAUAACGAAAUUAUGGACGCGGCGUCUAAAUAUGGCGCAGUUAGGUGCGUUUUUGGUAUUCAGAAGAAACGCAUGGCUCUUGUGGAGUUUGUGGAUAUGAAUGACGCCAUCCGCUUGGUGAAGAGUCAAGGGUUGAACAUUGCUGGCGUGGAUACGCAGGUGAAUUAUUCCACAAGCCAGAAGAUCAACAAACCAGAGGACCCGCCCAAGAAUAUCCUUCUUAUGACGGUUCUGAACGCACGCUAUCCGAUUGAUGUCGAAGUCAUCCAUAAAAUCAGCCAGCCACACGGCCAGGUGAUCCGCAUCGUUAUCUUCCGUAAAGCCGGCCAAGUGCAGGCCAUGGUGGAGUUCGAUUCCGUGGAUUCCGCGGUGCGAGCCAAAUCCUACCUGAACGGCGCCGACAUCUAUUCCGGCUGCUGCACACUGAAGAUCGAGUUCGCGAAAAUCGCUACGCAAACACUGACCGUCGUGCGCAACGAUAAGGACACCUGGGAUUACACACGGGAAUCACUGGGGGAGCCAGCACGACCACCGCCGCUGCUGGAGAAACCGGCGGAUAUGCCGCCCGGCCAUUAUGGCGAUCCGUACGGGAAUCGCGGCUACCAGCCCGCCCCGGCCUAUGAUCAGCGGGCGCCGUACGGCGACCAGAGCCGGCCGACCAGCUACGACCAGUACCAGCGUCCGGCGCAGCCCGUGGCGCAGGGAGCGUACGAUCGCGGCGGAUAUGAUCGACGCACACCGCCGCCGCACGGCCAGUCCUAUCCGCCGGUGGAUCCCCGGGGGCGUGAAUAUGAACGCGGUGGAGCGCCGCCGCCGCAGUACGACAGCUACGGCAGCCGUCAGGAACGACGCGAUCAGUACGGCGGUCCGCGGGAUGAUCGCUACGACAGCCGCAGCGGUGGAGGAGGCCGGUAUGAGGAGCGCGGACCGCAGAGCGGCACUCGCUACGGCCAGCCGGGGGGCGCCCAGGAGUCCAGCGGCGCCGUGGUAAUGCUGUACGGACUGAAUAUGGAUAAAUUCAACUGCGACCGAUUGUUCAAUCUCUUCUGCAUGUACGGCAACGUGAUGCGGGUGAAGUUCCUGAAGAGCAAAGAAGGCUCAGCCAUGAUCCAGAUGGGCGACACGAUCUCCAUGCGGCGGGCCAUUGAGAAUCUGCACGGGAUUACCGCGUUCGGGUCGAAGAUUCAAGUGACGCAAUCGCGGCAGCCGUCGUUGAACGAUGUGCCCAAUCCGUACACGCUGCCGGACGGGACGCCGUCGUACAAGGACUACAGUAACGCGCGCAACAACCGCUUCAGCACGCCGGAACAGGCCGCCAAGAACCGCAUCACGGCGCCCACCAAGUGUCUGCACUUCUUCAACGCCCCCGCCGGCUCCGACGAGGCCGAGGUGGAGGACGUGUUCGUGCGCACCACGGGCCGGAAGCCGGACACGCUGAUCAUGAUGAAGGGCAAAUCGGAGCGCAGUGAGUCGGGAUUCGUGGAGUAUGAGACACUGGAGGCGGCUGUCGAAGCGCUGGUGCAAGUUAAUCACACGGAAUUGCCCAACAAGAGCACGCAGAAGGGCGCUUUCCCGUACAUCUUCAAAGUGUGCUUCACGACGCCCAACGUGCACACUGCCCGCCGCGAGGGGGGCGGCGCCAUGGGUGUGGCGGGCGGCGGCCAUCCCGGGAGCAACGGAUCGCAGUCGUCGUCGCAUCCGCCGCGACGGAACACGUGAAAGCGGACGGUCACCUGGAGUUUUUUGUUAAAGCUGUUGUUAUUGCGUUUCUCUCAUGAUUCGAACUAGUACUGAGCCACUGUACACCUGUAUAGUAAUCGCUGCUUAUUCGUUAUUGGUAUUCUUUUCUGCAGCGUAUUAAUGUGGCGUUUUUGGGAGAAAAUUGCGCGGUCACCGCGGUAGAUUUCGAUUUUUGUUACCUUUUUCUUUGUGUGAAUAUUAUCACGCUUGCUGUUUUUUUUCGGGGCAUUUUUGCGGGCAGAGUUGAUGGACAAGUAGAUGCUAGCGUUAACUUACGUUCGUGUCAAGGAAUUAUUUGGUAUUUUAUGUCCGCUUGCGGGAAUAAAACUUGGCGGAUUUUUGAAGGAUUUCUCGGUGUUA
Molecule: messenger RNA, 2476 nt
Organism: Paramacrobiotus metropolitanus
Lineage: Eukaryota; Metazoa; Tardigrada; Eutardigrada; Parachela; Macrobiotidae
Product: heterogeneous nuclear ribonucleoprotein L-like
Exons: 16
Coding region: 146-2095 (649 amino acids)
Biological process (GO): regulation of RNA splicing
Cellular component (GO): nucleus
Molecular function (GO): mRNA binding
Source: RefSeq, a predicted model, not a curated record